GGCGUGUCUGCGUAUGAGGCUAUUGCGCAUGUGCAGCACUUUAUCUCUCCUACCAGCACGUGCACUCAGGACUUUGAUAGCUGUCGCCAUGAACCGCUCAUUUUCUCCAAACCUGGUUCGUCCUAACUUGCCCUUGAGGAAACCAUCUUCGAGCCCCAUGGCUGUUUCUAUCGGGUCGUCUCCUCCGAGACUCAACAGGCCCUGUGCACCACCCGAGUGCCCCGCGUCUGAAGCCAUUGGAGACGGCCCUGUACCUUUACCAGUCAGCAGGGACAAAUCUGCAGUGUUAGGACCCAUGCCACCAGCACUGACUGUAUACUUCUGCAACUACUGUGGUCAGCAAGGAAAUUUUCGAUGCAAACGCUGCAAGAAGAUGCCUUACUGCUCUGUGAUGUGCCAGGCAGAAGACUGGAAGGCACACAGACACAUGUGCAAGUCUGUUGAUCCAGAACCUGCAAAAGAGAAACCAAAGGAAACCACAGUUUCGCCUGUGUCAGGAGACAGAGCUGGCCUAUUGGAGUUGAAGCAUGGUGAUGCCUCCAGCCUGCAGAGGGUCUAUCUGAAAGACUUGCAUAUGACUAAAAUCACUGCAAGAACAGACAUCCAGGCAUCUGUUGUAGAGUUCUACAGUCCUGGCAGGUUUUUUGUCCUUGCCCAAAGCCCUGAGUUGUUGGAAGCUCUGCAGGUCAUCAGCAUAAAUCUUCAGAAAACCUAUAGCUGCCCCUCAGUAACAACAUAUGUACCCUGUGUCGGGGAGGUCUGUGGAGUACAGUUCUCCUGUGAUCUGAACUGGUACCGAGGCCUGGUUCAAACUUUGGCUGCUGACCAGAAGAUGGCUAAAAUCCUUUACAUUGACUUUGGCAAUGAGGAGGAUGUUCCUGUGGAUAGGAUCAGACCUCUAUCUCCUAAUAUCCAGCAGUUUUGUCCAUGUGCAAUGGAGUGCUGUGUUGCUGGGGUUGUGCCAUUGACUGGAAAGUGGUCAGACGAGUGCUGUAUUGUAGUUAGACAACUGUUGGCUGGAAAGACUGUGACUGUUAGGCUGGUGGAAACACUGGAGAACCGUCGCAUCCAUGCUGUGGAUAUCCUGCUUUCCAUGGGUAAACAGUUGAGCACAUUCCUCCUUGAGCAUGGUUAUGCAGCAAAGGAAACUGAUGAUGCAACACCGACUCAGCAAGAAAUAAAUGCCAUGAUGAGUGCAUCCUUGGAAAAUUUCAAGCGUCGUUCCAGUGGGAUGGAUGACAAUGCCUGGGCUCAGCCUCCGGAGCCUCUGACACAGGCAGUGGGUGACUCCUUCUCUGUUGUGGUCACCCACUUCCAGUCACCCAAUGAAAUUAUUGUACAAAAGUUGGAAAAUGCUGGAGUUAUUCAGGAGUUGCAGUUGAACCUGAGGGAACACUGCUGUCAAGUCUCAGCACCCCAGAACUUCAGACCAGCCCCCGGCACUGUUUGCUGUGCCCAGUUCUCAGAGGACAAGCAGUGGUACAGGGCCAAAGUUCUGGCUUAUCCAUCAGAGGAACGCGUCUGUGUUGGCUAUCUUGAUUUUGGCAACUCUGAGGAGGUGGAUUUAGGUCACUUGAGGCCUAUCAGCACCUCAUUACUGGCCCUGCCAAUGCAGGCUAUGCCCUGUGGUCUCGCAGGGGUGCAGCCUGUCGGGGAGAGAUGGUCAGAGGACUGUCUGUCGGCCCUGCAGCGAAGAGUCUCCAACAGAAUACUGCACAUUGAGAUCCAGGGAGCUCAUGAGGGCAAGGCCUUGGUGGCCAUGAUUGAUGAGGUCAGCGAUCCUCAGGCCAACGUAGCCGAGCUGCUGAUCUCUGCUGGUUACGCAGCGCCUGCUCCCAUUACCACCACAAAUGACCAGCAGGCUGACCAGACAAUAACAACUACUGCUGCUGAACCACAUGCCUGUGAGCCUGUGGUGUGGUCUUUUCUUGAGAUUCCCUGUGACGGCCAGACAGUGGCACUGCUAACCAGCGUCGUGGAGAACCCCGGAGAGUUUUACUGCCGCAUUGACAAUCCUACAGACCAUCAGCGGCUGCUAGAACUUGGGGCUGAGCUGAAGCAGCAUUGUGAGGCAGAUAACUCAUCUUUUGAGCCCAAAGUGGGAGAGCCCUGUUGUGCCAUGUUUCCUGGUGAUGGAACGUGGUAUCGGGCAAUGGUGAAGGAGCGGUCUGAGAACCAAGUGUCUGUGAACUUUGUGGACUAUGGUUAUAGCAUGAAAGUUGAAAAGCACCACAUUAGAUCCAUUAAACCCCAACUCCUGACUCUACCCUUCCAGGCAAUUCGAUGCUGGCUCUCAGGUGUGGAGCCCCUGGGUUCAGAGUGGAGUAGUGAAGCCCUGCUCUGGUUCCAGACUCUGGUGGAUGGCGAACAUCUCGCUGCGCGUGUCCUUUCUGUCACUGAGCAGGGCUAUGGUGUGGAGCUAGAGAGCAGAGGACAGAAUGUGGCAGCUGCCCUAAUUUCUGAGCAACUUGCCAAAGUUCCUGGAGAGGUUCCCAAAGAGACCCAUGCAACUACAGCCUCCACUGGAGCCAAAUCCCAAGAGAGUGCAAAAGAAAAUGAGCACAGCCAAAUACAAGCACAAGUCUCCAGUGAGACUGGAGCCAUUUCCAAAGAGAAACCACUUGAAGGGCAGACUGCAGUGCCAUCAGAGGGUCAGCUAGAGUUCCCAUCUUUCCCAGUGGACUGGAAGACAGUGGAGCUGCCUCUCAGUGAGACCUUUAAGCCGUUCAUCGCAGCAGUCAUUAGUCCUUCCCUCUUCUACCUGCUGAGUCUCAGCCAGGUAGACAAGCAGAAGCUUCAGGAACUGAUGGUGGAGGUGGCUUCCUACUGCAGCAACAACCAGACCUCUGCUGUCCUGAGCAGACCAGCUCCUGGUGCUGCCUGCUGUGCCCAGUUCUCUGCUGACAAUAACUGGUACCGUGCAGUGGUCCUAGAAGUCAAUGAGAAUGAGCUGAAUGUAAUCUACGCAGAUUUUGGCAACACUGAAAAGGUGCCAUUCUCCCGAAUUAUGCCCAUCUCCAGGCACCUGCUGCAGAUUCCCUUUCAGAUCACUCGCUGCACCCUUACUGGUAAAGAGCACUUUCCCACAGAAUGGCCAGCAGAAGUGCAGCAGAUGUUUAAAACCAUCCUCAUGAAUGGUGUCCUGGCCACUGUCCAGUCCUUUGAUGGCUCUGCUAACGUGCUCUCGCUCACUCUGCCCACCGAGAGGGGCGGGGGGCAACUCACUGCCAUGAUAGUGGAUGCACUACAGGUCCAGGCCAAGAGUAAUCCUUGUCCAGCCACCACCCAGAGGGGUGACCAGACUGACAGUAGCACACCUACUGCCAGCACUACAUCUACACCUGACUGCCCCCAGCCCAAGUCAGAUCCAGAAACCCAAAAGGGGCUGGAACAUACAACAGCUACUACUGGCCUAACCAUCACUCCAGAGCCAACACCCUGGACUCCCCCACAGAAAAAAAACACAAACACAUCUGCAGUGUCAGUCAGUGGAGAUCCAGUACAGAAAAUUGUUGAGCAAAUCGAGCCACCGUGCGAAAUUAAUACAGAAACCAAUGAUCCUCAGACCUCUGGCUGCUGCUGUCUGAGCCUGAAGACAAAGAUUGAUCAACUGGAACAGCUGAUGCAGCUGCAGCUUUCUCUCAUCAAGCAGUUAGUUGGACAGACAAAAUAAGAUUAAUCACAUGUGUAACUUUAUAGUCCUGUUUGCCAACUCCUCAAAAUCAAGAUUGUGUUUUCAUCAUUGCAUAAGUUACCCUCCAAAUUUUAAUUUUGCAUCCUUUAAUUCAAUGUCUGUGCACUUGUUUUUAACCUGCACUUAAAUUCCAGUGACUUUUUUUUAGUUUUUAGGUUUUAGUAUUUUUGGAGGUUUCCUGAAAUCUGCUUAAAAGUUGGCAGAAAUAUCAGCAACAAUAGAUGUUGAACCUCAAUUUUCCAACCAAGCAGUUGUCUCCUGUGAGUGUGCUGUGGCUCAUGCUGUGCUGCCAUCUGUUCUUUUGUUCAG
Molecule: messenger RNA, 4003 nt
Organism: Lates calcarifer (barramundi perch)
Lineage: Eukaryota; Metazoa; Chordata; Actinopteri; Centropomidae
Gene: tdrd1
Product: tudor domain containing 1
Exons: 26
Coding region: 14-3673 (1219 amino acids)
Source: RefSeq, a predicted model, not a curated record